This is a messenger RNA of Astyanax mexicanus (Mexican tetra), 6161 nucleotides long. RefSeq names its product neuropeptide Y receptor Y1 (gene npy1r). Lineage: Eukaryota; Metazoa; Chordata; Actinopteri; Characiformes; Acestrorhamphidae. The record is from RefSeq and is a predicted model, not a curated record. The transcript has 3 exons. The coding region runs from base 621 to 1769 and encodes 382 amino acids. Gene Ontology annotation, molecular function: neuropeptide Y receptor activity; neuropeptide binding. Gene Ontology annotation, biological process: G protein-coupled receptor signaling pathway. Gene Ontology annotation, cellular component: neuron projection; plasma membrane.
AACUCUCACACACACUUACAACACACACUUUUACACAUACACAAACAAACAUAAAGAGCACACACACAAUCAUACACAAAUACAACACACUCACACACAUACAACACACAAAGAGCACAGACACACACGAACUCAACACACACACAGCACUCACAACACACAUUGACACACAGCACAAAACAAUUAAACACACACUCAUACACACAAUCACAACGCGCACACACACACUCACACACAACACACGCUCUCUCACACAACACACACUCUCAUGCAGAGCUCUAUCGCUCUCGCGCGCGGUGAUUAUUGAGCGUGACGCCGCGUGAGCAGCUCGAGGCGCGUUGAUAGCUGUCAGUUCAGCGCGGGACGAACACACGCACACACACACGGGAGCGCGCGCAUAGAGAGAGAGAGCGCGAGAGCAUCUGAGCGGCUGGUCUGUCUGCAGGAAGUAGUUCCUGGUGACACCCUUUGGAUGUCUUGACCAUGACCAUGAUGGGAAGAUUUGUCAGAGGGGCGGAGUCUGCGAUGGCCUGACACAACCCUGCAAUGACCUGACCCUAACCCCGCCCCUGUCCAGAGGCCGGACAUCCAGUUGCAGCUUCAAAAACAUAGAAGGGUAGAUGCCAAAGAUGCCAAACUCCGCUCCCUUACCUCCUGUCCCGCCUCUCGCCAUCCUGAACUGCUCCUCGCCCGCCAACUGUUCCCUCGGCAACCUCUCGGCCAUCGUCCACGCCGACGAAUGCCAUGGCAACCAGCCGCUCUUCGUCAUCAUGGCCAUCGCCUACAGCGCCGUGGCCUUCCUGGGCGUGGUGGGCAACCUGGCCCUCAUCCUGGUCAUCGCCCGGCAACGGGAGCUGCACAACGUCACCAACGUCCUGAUCGCCAACCUGUCCCUGUCCGACCUGCUGAUGGCGGUCAUGUGCCUGCCGUUCACCUUCGUCUACACCUUCAUGGACCACUGGGUGUUCGGCGCAAUCAUGUGCAAGCUCAACAGCCUGGUGCAGUGCUGCUCCGUCUCCGUCUCCAUCUUCUCGCUGGUGCUGAUCGCCGUCGAGCGCCACCAGCUCAUCCUGCACCCCCGCGGGUGGAGGCCCAGUCUGUCCCAGGCGUGGCUGGGCGUCGCCUUCACCUGGACCCUGGCCUUGCUGACGGCCACGCCCUUCCUGCUGUUCUCCGUGGUGACCGACGCGCCCCUGCGCCAGCUGCCCUCCAUCUUCCAGGAGCACUACCGGGGGAAGGUGGUGUGCGUGGAGGAGUGGCCUUCCCGCGAGUUCAAGCUCACCUACACCACCACCAUGUUGCUGCUGCAGUACCUUGUGCCUCUGGGCUUCAUUUUCAUCUGUUACUUUAAGAUCUAUGGCCGCCUGAGGCAGCGGAGGAACCUGAUGGACAGAAUGAGGGAGAACAAGUACCGCAACAACGAGACCAAGCGCAUCAACGUUAUGCUCUUUUCCAUUGUGGUGGCCUUCGCCGUCUGCUGGCUGCCGCUCAACGUCUUCAACGCCGUCAUCGACUGGAACCACGAGGUGGCCAUGAACUGCACCCACAACCCCCUGUUCUCCCUCUGCCACCUGACCGCCAUGUGCUCGGUGUGUGUCAACCCUGUCUUCUACGGCUUCCUCAACCGCAACUUCCAGAGGGACCUGCGAGCCUUCCGCCUCUGCAAGAGCCUGUCAGUGCGGGAGGACGAGUAUGACACCAUCGCAAUGUCCACCGUCCACACCGACCUGUCCAAGACCUCGCUGAAACUCGGCAGCCCGGAUAUCUGAGAGAAAACAGCCUGAACUUCAUGCCCUGAAUAGCCGCUUUGGCCAAUAGGGAGUGUAUACUAAAGAGGUCAUCCACCUGGAUAACGCAAAGCUGUGGAAACUGCUGGCGAUUUGCGUUUGUGUCCCAAAUCGGUCAAGGUUGGGACAAAUCGAGUCACUUCCUCAGCACUAGGGGCCUGAUUUACUGAGGAUUUAUGUGUGUGCCAGUGCUAAGGCUUGUGGAAGUUGUGGUUCUUUCAUGUCAGUGUUUCAUGCUGAUCAUCUGUUGCUGAAUUUACAAACAUUUACAAUUGUGGUUCCAUGCUAAUCAGGACUAGUGAUGCACUUUUAAGUCAUUUAAGUCCUGCUUAAAUGGACUGUGGACUGUGACCUUUCUCACAUAAAGGAUCUCAACCCAGAGGGACGACUGACAGACUGCCAAACAGACUGCCAAACAGAACCAGUGGGCUUGCAUUAGCCGUUAGCCUUUAGCCUUUUUUGGGAAACAGUUGUGUAAUUGUAAGAAGUUACUGCAAUGGUGCUAAAAUGGACACUAGGCAACACUAGACAAAAGAUUCAAUGGCAAGACUUUUGGGCCUUAACAAAACUGUAAUCUGGUGGUAAUGGACUACAGGAAGGUGUUGAUUGGCUCUGGACUCUGGGCUUUUCAGGUCGCUUACAACAGCAUGUCAGCCUGAAUGUCAGUAUAAUGUAUAUAAUCUAGAUGAAGAGAUACUACAGGUACAACAAAAACAACAGAUUUUACCAAUAGAAAGGACUACAUUCCUGCAGUACAAGAAGCUGCGGUUCCAGGACUACAUUUCUAGGACCCUACAUUUUUUGCGACACUGCCACCUAGCUUAAAGUACAAACUGUGCACCUGGAUAAGUUCAAUUUACUUUACUGAAAAUGUUUUGUUAUUUUUGUUAUUAUUAGUGCUGGCACUCAUCUGCCCAUGCGCAGGGUGCGGAUUAUACAAUGAUAAUUGGGGGGGGGGUCAAAUAUGUCUUCGGGGUUGUAAAUGGAAACCAGUACAGCGCAGUCGCGUGCCUCACUAAACUGAAGUCUUACAAUCCUUACAGUGUCUCUUUUCCAUACUGUAAUAACCUUUAUAGUCAUAAAUAAUAUAUUAUACAGCAAAAUCCACAGUUAAUCCUGCGAAAACACACACAAUGCUGUCGGCUGCAGUGUUUUAUCUGCUUUCUCGCCCUUAAAUUUAUUUCAUAUUCUACAGGAUCUCUCCCACAGGAAUCAUUUGUUAUUUAAUUCUAAACAAAUAGAAAAAAAGUGUGGCUAUUGUUCAUUUAUAAAGUAGCCUAAUACAAAGAUAGAAAAUAAGUCUUACCUUAAAAAAUUGUAAUACACCAGUUUACUGUAAAACUACUUAUUUGAGUAACUAAUUCCUCACUAAGUCUACUUACUGCAGUGUAUGAAGCUUUUAGUUUCCUGUUCACAUUUCCAUUCCACCUUAACAGUUUCCCUGCAUUAAAACAAAAUUUCUCUACGUUAAAACACAGUUCCCUUUUUAGACUGUAGUAGAUGAUAAAGAGUUUUAAGAGUUUUACACUUUUCUGCUUAGGGUGUGCAGAAAUCACAAACAGUUCAUAUAAAACAGAACAUGGAUUCCCAUUUGAAUGUUCUGUUCCACCUUAAAAGCGGCAAAAACAGUAUCUACAACCAGAAGCCUGUGUGCCGCGACAGCAGCAUUUAAGGCGUAAUGGUAAAUUAGCAGGAUUUAAAGCGGAAUGUUAAAUUAGCAGGAUUUAAGGCGGAAUGGUAAAUAAGCAACAUUUAAGGUGGGAUAGCAAAUUCAUGUGUGUUAUUUAUGUAAGGAAAAGUGUGUUGAAAGUACAUAUUUAAGAAGCUAAGUAGAUAGCAGCUACUUACACGCGAUGCUGUAGCUUGAGCAGCGUGUGUACCUUAACUUAGACUUAUUAACAUGGAAUGAUUAUUAACUUGAAAUCGUAUCACAAUAUUCUUCCAGGCAGAGAUACUGCACUGUUUAUGUAGUAUUUAACAUUAUAUGUAAGAAGUCAAUUUAAAUGUUUUGACCCCCCAAACUAUUAUUUUUACCCCUUUAGAGGUGGUUGAAUUCUUAAUUGGGGUGGGGGGUUCUGACCCCCCAUGGUAAUAGCUUAACAAGCAUGACCUAAUUAGGUAUAAUCAACAAAUGUACACCAGAAACAGAACAGUUCAGAAAAUCUUUCUCUUACAAAAAUAAAAUACAUCUGUUUUUUUUAGAUAAAAUCCACUAUAUUUUAAACAUACAACACAAUUUUUAUUAAGAAAAAACAAGGUUGCAUCAAAUAAAACCACUGAAGUUUUAAAGAAAAUGUAAUAAUUGUAGUAAUAUUAUUAAUUAUGUAUGUUUUAAGUAGUAAUAUUGUAAGACAUUGAAUUCAUUUAAGGGUAAACGUAGGAAAAUUUGGUUGUAUAUAGAGUUUUGAGUUUAUCAUUUUAUCAUAUCAAAUCACUAAAUUCAUAAAUAUCUUAUUCUCUUGUAUCAAAGUUAUACGUUUCAAGUGAUAUUACUAUAGAGAUCUAGAGUAAUGGGAAGUCAAACCUAUGAAAUAUGUCUAUUUAUUUUUGCAUAAACCAGAUUUUGUAGUCCUAUAAAACCAUGCAUAAAUCACAUUUUAGGGUCAUAUAAAACCAGAAAAUCAAACUGUUAUCAAAAGACACCAUUAAAUUCUUAAAAAACACAUUCCAUACUAUUAAAUAUAUAUGUAUCAAGUGAUUUUACUGUAGCAAUUUGGAGUAUUGGGUGGUCAAACCUAGGAAAAUGUCUAUUUGGGUUUGCAUAAAUCACAUUUUAGGGUCCUAUAAAACCAGGAAAUGAAACUCUUAUCAAAUGAAACCAUUACAUUCUUAAAAAACACAUUCCAUAGUAUUAAAUAUAUAAGUAUCAAGUGAUCCUACUGUAGCAAUUUGGAGUAUUGGGUGGUCAAACUUAGGAAAAAUGUCUAUUUGGGUUUGCAUAAACUGUUUUAGGUCAUAUUUCUGCAGAAAUAUUCUUAAUUCUUAAUUCUUAAUGGUUCACAAACUUUUAUGUAGCAAACACGUAUUUGGAGCUAAUAUCCCACCAAUUAGCAUUAGCAUUGCCGCUAUCUGGCGCUACUUUAGCCUUCUUUAUAUAAUAUAUAUUCUUUAUAUAAUAUAUAAUAUACUAUACAGCAGUUUGGUGAAAACGUGUGGUCCCAGAACUGCAGUCUUGAACUUCGAAAACUUUCGUACGCUUUUCGUAACUUGGGGAGCGCUAAACCACUACCAAGUGGCGGCUAGAUGUUUUUUUCGCAGCUGAUUGGUGGAAUUUUUUUUUUUAGAGAACAGUUUUGAAGGACAGAACACUCUACUCAACUGUUCACCUGAAUGAACAUAAAAAGUGAGGUCUAUUUUUUGUUUAUUUCUCAUUUUUGUGUUCUUUUUCUAAACCAUUCUUGUGUAUUUUCUUUAAAACCAGACCUAGCAGAGCCGUUUCUGCCUUGCCAUAAGCUUAUGAAUACGUUACUGUUGAGAGUUUUCUGUGAGUUGGUUCUUAUCAUCGAUAUAAAAUUGAUUGAAAAAAAAAGAACAUUUAUAGAUUUAUAGACACAGAAGAAUGUGCAAAAAUACUGUUGAAAUUGGUAUUUGUCUGUUUGUGAACAUCUAUGAAUGUAAAUGAAUUGAGUGUUGUGGUUAAAAAAAACUGUUAACCUAGAAGUCUGAUUAUGUAAAACUACUUGAAUACUAUGAAUUAUAAUAAUAUCAUCAGAAUAUUUUGUAUCAGACAGUCAUUCUUUGGUGAUUUAUGAGCUUAGUUAUUGUAAAGUAAAGUUUUGAAUUAGGAUCUAGAUUAUUCUACAUCUCUGGAAAAAAUUAAAAGAGCUCUUUUAGUUUUUUUGAUUUUGCUAUUUAUAGGUUUAUGUUUGAGUAAAAUGAACACUGUUGUUUUAUUCUAUAAACUACAGACAACAUUUCUCUCGAAUUCCAAAUAAAAAUAUUGUGAUUAAGAGCUUUUAUUUGCAGAAAAUGAGAAAUGUUUUUUAAGAGUUUAGAAAUCAAUAUUUGGUGGAAUAACCCUGGUUUUUAAUCACAGUUUUUGUGCAUCUUGGCAUCAUGUUCUCCUCCACCAGUCUUACACACUGCUUUUGGAUAACGUUAUGCUUUACACUCCAGGUGCAACAAUUCAAGCAGUUCAUCUUGGUUUGAUGGCUUGUGAUCAUCCAUCUUCCUCUUGAUUAUAUUCCAGAGGUUUUCAAUUUGGUAAAAUCAAAGAAACUCAUCAUUUUUAAGUGCUCUCUUAUUUUCUUGUUUUUUUCCAGAGCUGUAAAUAUGAGUUUGCUUUGGGUACUCACUCACGUCACUUUAUAUUGAAAUGUGUUUUUAACAUGUUUUUACGGUACCAGUAAAACGUUUUAGACACGCCUCCUCACA